AUGCUUCGUGGGCCGGGGCGACGACGGCGGGGAAUGCCAAUAUGGUGGCAACCGUGCGACCGAGCAAACGCGCUCCCGAGGUCUACUUAGCGGAUUAACCGACGACUUCGUGAGAUGGACUGGCCCGGUUGACGCCAAAGUACGACGCGUCGAUUUCUUAGCUCGCACACCACGGAACGUCGAACGAUAGUCGGCGAUGUACGCCUGACGCGACACGCUCUUGUCGUCUCGUGAAACCGGGCCGAAAAAAAACAUAGCGCUCUGUGCGUGGUAGAGAGAGAGAGAAAAAGAAAGAGAGAGAGAGGGAGGAAAAAAAAGAACUCGAGGUUCGGGCUCGUUGCGCACGCUGUCAUUGGCAAUACUUGGCUAACGUGCCCUUUUCGUAGCUCCCGAUAUCAGACCAUCGUCGUCGCCUUCGUCGCCACUGCCGCACGUCGUGACGGGACUCGCGGUGCUUGGUUUGUCAUGGCAACAAAAAAAUAUGAAGAUGGAAUGAGUGAUGAUACAAGUGGGAGUGAUUUUGAUGAUGAAGAAGAUCCUGAUAAAAUUGAAGUACCUGGCGGGGGUAAAGAUCUUGCAACUGCUGCAGGAAUUGCAAACAUCAAAGAUGAAAAGCCAGAUUUAUCUACAAAUUCUUUGACAAAAACUCAAGGAGCAUUAAAUGUACUAAAUCAAAAGUUUGGUAAUAAAAUUCCUGGAGGAUUAGUAACUAAACCUACAGGCUUAGGUUACGAUAUGGUACGUGGUGUAGGAGGAUCACAAGGGGUUCCACCAAAUUUUGUUGGCGCAAAUCAACUGAAUCAGUUGAGUCAAUUAGCUAGUGGUUAUGGAUUCCCACCGGGAUUAACUACUCUUGGUUUAAAUCCUGCUUUUUUUCAACCAAAUAUGGAUAUGAACACCAUAGUGGGUAAUUUUAUGAAUGUACCGGGAAUGGGAAUUAAUCCCUUUGUCCAGUUCCUUCAAAGCGGAAUUGCUGGCCCAAAUUGGUCUGGGCUUUCAGGUAAAACUGUGUCACAUAUGUGGAACACAGGCGAUCCUACCAAAUUGAUGCAACCAGCCAUACCGGAGGAGGAGGAAGUAGACGAUGAAGAUAUGGGUGUCGCCGAGACUUACGCCGAUUAUAUGCCGAUGAAACUGAAACUCGGACGAAAGCAUCCGGACCCAGUGGUCGAAACGGCAUCGUUGUCGAGCGUGGAGCCGACGGACGUUUGGUACAAACUUUCCAUACCGGAGGAAACAAUACGUUCCGGCUCGCUUUCCGCGCUCCAACUUGAAUCCAUCACGUACGCAUCCCAGCAACACGAACACCUGCUGCCUGACAAUACGCGCGCCGGAUUUCUAAUCGGCGACGGCGCGGGUGUCGGCAAGGGUAGGACUAUAGCAGGAAUCAUUUUCGAGAACUAUCUGAAAAGCCGUAAACGUGCCAUCUGGGUGUCGGUGUCGAACGAUCUCAAGUAUGAUGCGGAACGUGAUUUAAACGACAUAGGCGCGUCCAAAAUCGAGGUACACGCCUUGAACAAAUUCAAAUACGCCAAGAUCUCAUCGGGUGUGAAUGGCAACGUGAAGAAAGGCGUGAUCUUCAGCACGUAUUCCGCCUUGAUCGGCGAAUCUUCGCAGAGCGGUGGGAAAUACAAGAGUCGGUUGAAACAGUUGCUGCAGUGGUGCGGCGAAGACUUCGACGGUCUGAUCAUUUUUGACGAAUGCCACAGGGCAAAGAAUUUAUGUCCUACCGGCAGUUCGAAACCCACGAAAACAGGCUUGACGGUUUUGGAAUUGCAAAACAAACUUCCGAAGGCCAGAGUUAUUUACGCCAGUGCCACUGGCGCCUCCGAGCCUCGCAACAUGGCCUACAUGGUGCGACUAGGCAUGUGGGGCGAGGGCACCCCUUUCCCCGAGUUCAACGACUUCAUCACCGCCGUGGAGAAGCGUGGCGUCGGCGCGAUGGAAAUCGUGGCGAUGGAUAUGAAGCUGCGUGGUAUGUACAUCGCUCGGCAAUUAAGUUUCCACGGUGUGGCCUUCAAGAUCGAGGAAGUGCCUCUUUCGAAGGAUUUCACAAAGAUUUACGACCAGUCGGUGCAGUUGUGGGUAGAAGCGAUGCAGAGGUUCCAGGAAGCGGCGGAAUUGAUAGACGCAGAGAAUCGUAUGAAGAAAACGAUGUGGGGCCAAUUCUGGUCGUCGCAUCAGCGGUUCUUCAAAUACCUUUGCAUCGCCGCGAAGGUGAAGCACGCGGUUUUGGUGGCUCGAGAAGCCGUAAAGUGCGGUAAAUGCGUGGUCAUCGGUUUACAGUCUACGGGCGAAGCGCGCACUUUGGAGCAGCUAGAGCGCGACGAUGGUGAACUCUCGGACUUCGUUUCAACCGCAAAGGGCGUUCUUCAAUCGUUAGUAGAGAAACACUUUCCUGCACCCGAUCGCAAUCGCAUUCAACGCCUUCUCGGGCUAGAGCCACCGAAAUUCAGAUUAGAAGACGAUGAAAUGGAUGGCGCGAGUGGUUCUGCGGGGGGCAGCAAGAGGAAACCAGUACGUCAGGCGGCACAACGUGCGUCGAAAAAGGUGCGCGCUUGGUCGUCGGAGGAGGAGAUAACGGACGAGGAGAGGAACGGCGCUCACAGUUCCGGCUCCGAAUUCAAAUUGACCGGCAGCGAAAGCGAAGACGACCAUCACACAGACGAGGAAAGCAAUAUCAGUUCGGAUUUCAAUCCCUUUUUCAGUGACAGCGAUUCUGAUGUUGAUCCCUGGGACAGGCGAAAGAAGAAAGGUAGCAAGAAGCAAAAGAAACCCGUUAAGAAACGUAUGAGCACUCAGGACAAAAUUCAGUCGAUGCUGGUGCACAAAUCCUCCACUAAUAGGAAUAAACGUAAUGGCGACGCAGCCAUGGGUGGGCACAUGAAUAACAUGAGAAGUAUUACUCAUCCACCUCCCAGGGAUGCCAUUGAAAGGGCUUGUAGUAUGAAAGAGGAAUUAUUAGCCAAAAUAGAAGGUCUUGGCGAACGAUUGCCGCCAAACACAUUAGAUCAGCUAAUAGACGAGCUCGGCGGCCCGGAAAACGUUGCGGAAAUGACGGGUAGAAAGGGUCGCGUCGUGCAAACGGAAGACGGUGCAAUACAAUACGAAUCCAGGUCAGAAGUGGAUGUUCCUUUAGAAACCCUCAAUUUGACAGAGAAGCAAAGGUUUAUGGACGGAGAAAAAACCGUAGCGAUUAUCUCAGAGGCGGCCAGCAGCGGUAUAUCGUUACAAAGCGACAGGCGAGCAAGAAAUCAAAUGCGACGUGUGCACAUCACUCUCGAGUUACCCUGGAGCGCGGACAGAGCGAUACAGCAAUUCGGGCGGACGCACCGAUCGAAUCAAGUCAACGCGCCGGAAUACAUAUUCCUUAUAUCGGAUUUGGCAGGAGAGAGGCGAUUCGCAUCCAUCGUUGCGAAGCGCUUAGAGAGUCUGGGCGCUUUAACGCACGGUGAUCGUCGAGCGACGGAGACCCGAGAUUUAUCGCAAUUCAAUAUCGACAACAAGUAUGGUCGCGCGGCGCUCGAAACAACGAUGAAAGCUAUAAUGGGAUUCGAGGCGCCGCUGGUACCACCACCUCAGGAUUACCACGGCGAGUUCUUCAAAGAUGUGGCGGAUGCGUUGGUGGGCGUCGGUUUGAUUUGUAACAGUGAGAACUCGCCCGGCGUACUCACACUCGACAAGGACUACAACAACAUGUCGAAGUUCCUUAAUCGAAUCCUCGGCAUGCCGGUUGACCUACAGAAUCGUCUCUUCAAGUAUUUUACCGACACACUCAACGCCAUCAUAACGCAAGCGAAGAAAACCGGUCGCUUCGACAUGGGCAUUCUCGACCUGGGCACGUCAGGCGAGAACGUACGAAGAGUACGGCUAUAUCGAUUUCUGCGGAAGCACGCCACCGGGAAGGCGCCAACAGAGUUGCACGUGGUGCAUGUCGAACGUGGCAUGAGCUGGUCCGAAGCCACGGACAAAUUUUCGGAAUUGACAGGGUCCAAAGAGGGCUUCUAUCUGAGCCAUCAAAUCCGUAAUGGAAAGCAGACCGCUAUUCUUACUGUUAUGGUGGACACCGGCAAGAAAAAAUCCGAGAGCAAGAAGGAUCAGAUUUACAUGGUGUACAGGCCCAACACAGGACUACAGUUGCGACAGGAGACUCUAGGCGAAUUGGAGAAGAAAUACAAAAAGGUGAGUGCGGACGAGGCGGAACCUCACUGGACACAGCAAUAUGAGGCUUCGGUGAACACCUGUUCGCACGCCUAUUGGAGCGGCAAUUGUAAAAAUACUACCAUCGGUAUGGAUUGUGAGGUGGGGCUGAGAAGACGUUCCUAUAAUGUAUUAGCCGGUUCCGUUCUGAGCGUAUGGAGUCGCGUGGAAAACAUACUCGCCUCACGAUCUGGACAUAAUUCUAAGAUGCAAGUUGUACGACUGCGGACGGAUGAAGGAUUAAAGAUUGUCGGGACGCUUAUUCCGAAAACUUGCAUGGAAAUGUUGCAUCAAGCACUUUCCUCUGACUCAGAAAAGACGGAGGAACUGACAUUUUGAAUGUUGAAUCGUAUCGAAGGUGUGAAUAGGACCAAACAAGGCUAUUAGUGUGACGUAAUCCGCUGCGACUGUAAGGAAAUCCCCUUCCCGCGAAUUCGAGAAGAGGAGAAAGAAGCACAUUGCGCACGUGCCGUGUUAGUUGCCUAGAAUUAUCGGUGCACCAAGUAGAUUCCAAACUGAAUCUACUAGUCAUCGACUGGUUCGUCGCCCGACUUCCGACGAACGAGUGAACGUUUCCGAUCGACGCGCGAGCUGAAGAACUUAGGCUGCAAUUUACAACUUAAAUCUUUCUUACAUGUCUGCGCGAUCGUCCAUCGUUUGCGGUUAAUAUAGCACUCAAUACCAUUGUAGAUUUAUAAUUAGCUAGAGAGUCCUUUCUUAUUAUAUCGUAAAUAUAUAUAUAUAUAUAUAUAGACGCCCUCACCGCUACGCCGAAUACGAUCAGAAGAAGAAGUUUAUUUUUUACAUCGUCGCCGUUAAUUAUCAUAUUUUCGCCUAAGAUUCUGGCGGACGUAGCGUGUAGAGCGUAUAGAAAAUAUAUAUCCUGCCGUUCCCUUUAAGAUUCUUUCUUUCGAUAUAUAUUCGUGAAAGAAUCUUAAGGAAGCAAGAAAAGUAAGUUUGCAUCGAGUCUCCACGAUAAAAUGGAGAGUAAAGGAAUGGCAAAGAACACGAUUAUAUGUAGGAAAUGAGAAAUUUAAUGGGCAAUUCCGAUCGCCAAUAUGAAUUAAGAGACGCAUUCGACUAACUUGAGUUAGCACUAACGAUAGCGCUAAUAUUUAAGCAGCGUCGUUCUAACGAGUAUCGAUUGUCGCCGGUCGGAAUAAGCGCCAGUCAGCCCAGAUCGAACGUGAUAGACGUCGAUCGACGUAAGAUUAACUAGACGAUCGUCACAAUCAAUUCUCUUUGGAAGAAAAUACAAAUGUAUACGCGACUAUAGUUUCGUUUUUUGUUAUAUCGAUCGUACGGAAGAGAUGAUCACACACAAACACACAUACACAUACAUGCUAUUGCUACCGUUACUACAACUACCAUUAUUGCUAAUACUAUAUUAGUACUAAAUUACUGCUAAUACUAUAUUAGUACUAGUGUGCUACCGCUACAAAACUACUAUUAAUAUUAUCCCAGAUGUGGGGAGACGAGGUAACAUACGCUACGAACUUUUUCGAACUUGAGAGAUGCGAAUACAGAAUAAUCUACCGUGCAAGUGCUAAGUUAUAUCUUUUUCUUUACUUUUUUAUUUUAUCUCGACAAGAUACGAAAAAAACGGAGAGAAUUCGAGAGAAAGAAGUGUAUUUUUCUCGUUUCAGCGUACCAUGACAACUCGCAAUCACGACUGCAUCUUUCGCGUAAUUUAAUUUAUUAUUAAUUAAUUCACGAGAAAAAAAGAAAACACGAUAUUUGUGAUAUACAUGCGAAUUUUAAUUUUACCAGAUCAACAUUUACGCAUACAUUACAAGAAAAUACAUUUACUAGAAUAUGUUAAGGUGGAAUUGUGUAAAAUUUUACAUGAUUUAAUAUAAAGCGACUAAAAUAUUCUACUUUCUGAUUUAUUUUUUGUUACAUCGCGUGGUUAUACUUAUAUACGUAUGCUUGAACAAUAGCACAUCUUUAGCGAGAUAUUUCUCGGAAUUCGUAUGCUCACGACACAUAACGCUACACCUCGUCUCUCGACGAUCGCUAACUUAUAACUUCUAGUUAGUCUUAAAACAAAAAAGAAAAAAAGAAUUAGAUUGAGAUAGAAUACUUACACAACCGUUAUAUUUAUAUUCAGAUGCAUACACAUUAGUAACCAGUGCGGCCUGCGUGUAUAUUGGAUAGAUGUCUGUUCUAAGUUUGUACGCGUGUGCGUGAGCAAGUUAACGAGUGAACAAGUACCGCUGAGUUUCGUAUGAAUGAAGGAAUGGAUCAUGGGCCUCGCAAUUUAUCUUCUAUGAUAAUGAAUAAAACGUCAAAGAGCGUAGAGAAGUCAGUCGAUUAUAGAACUUCGACCCGUGAUUAGUCCUUAUUUAGUGAUCUAAUUCUAGGUACGUGUGACGCGUCUACGUAUAAAGAAGAAAAGAAAGAGAUUCAUCAUCACUUACCUGUUUUCCACGGUUAUCCAUGUUUGAGCGAAGAAUCGCUGUUGUGACAAUUGUCAACGCACGACGGUGAAUCUCCGCGGAUAACAACUAUAUAUUGCAUCUAUACAAAAGAGAUUGAAAGAAGGAGGAAAGCAACAUCUGAUUGUAAAAUAAUAUUUAGACAAUGUAUAAAUGCAGUAGAACGCAUCCGUCGAAUUCCGUUUCGCAACGUUGAAAGCGAAGAGAUUUAUGUAAAAGAGAGAAGUGCUCGUAAUUCUUAAUAUUCGCGCAAGAUUCGAUCGUACGUAUCAUUCUUUCAUCCGGGGGUUUUCAUGAAUCCCUUCCUUCAACGUGAAUCCGCGAAGAUGCAAGUUUCCUAGAUUGAAUUGAGAUUUGGAAUUUGGUUCACUCUUUAAAAGUUCGCACCAGAGGAAAAGAUUCAUGGUCGUCCCCUGCUAACGUUCUCAUUUGUGACGCUUGAUACCGAGGUUAAAUUCGUCUUGUACGCUUGCAUUCGUGCUGAAAGCACGAAUCAUUCUAUUUUGAUUUCUCAUUAUAUGCUAAAGGAAGAUAGAAUGAUAUUUUCAGUACGAAAGCAUAUAGAACGAAUUUUGCCUAAUCGUUAACUAUGUUACAUUUCCACGCGAGGAAUGAAUAUUUUCUAAUUCGGCGUCGCGGUGAACGAUUAAGCUGUACGUCAAGGUGCACAAAAUCGUCAUUGAAAUUCGGCCGCAAAAAUGUUCAAAAGGUAUAAUGCUAUCGUAUAUACGAGGACGAGUAAAGUAUAAAUAUUAGAGGCUGAAAAACGGAGCGUGCUUCGUAUAAAAACAGCACGCGUGUUGUAUUGGAUAUUUUUACAAUUAAUCUCGCUUGAGUUCCUAUUUGCUGGCGUGGUAUCGUAAAUGCGGUAUCUAGUUGCACGUGGAAACAGGCGUCACGCUUUCUUAGUGAGACGAUUCCUUUUUCGUAAUGUGCUGUGUUCUCAUGGAUUCACGAACGUUUUCGUGAACGAGUGUGCGUGUAUAUAUACAUGUAUAAAUGUCUCUGUGUAUGUAAAAUUAAUAAUUCUUAUCCAAACGA
Molecule: messenger RNA, 7679 nt
Organism: Dinoponera quadriceps
Lineage: Eukaryota; Metazoa; Arthropoda; Insecta; Hymenoptera; Formicidae
Gene: sno
Product: protein strawberry notch-like
Exons: 17
Coding region: 466-4539 (1357 amino acids)
Biological process (GO): regulation of DNA-templated transcription
Cellular component (GO): nucleus
Molecular function (GO): histone binding; chromatin DNA binding
Source: RefSeq, a predicted model, not a curated record